UAUUGGUUUUGGACCAAACAACACAUUUCCAGGUAUUCCCAUCUAAGUUUCACUUCAUCAACAAAUAUGAUGAGCUCGACUUUCAACUCAACUCAAGUUCAAGACAACAUGAAAGACGUGGACGAGACGGACGGUCCAUUUGACCUUAGCAUGACCGUCGUCUUAUUUUUUAUGAGCAUUCUGAUCGUGACCAGCAACAGCGUCACUCUGCUGGCCAUUUGCAAGAACAAAGGUUUGAAAUCACUUCCGAACAGGUUCAUUACGGCCCUGGCAGCAGCUGAUUUGUUGGUUGGUGUGGGCAUCCUGGCAAUGUUGGUGCAGAAGUAUGCAAGACCGUCCACACAGUGGAUUGAGUGUCAGUACAGUCUAGCCAUCGUGUACUCAAGUUUAAACUUCAGCCUGUUCAUCCUGCUCUCCGUGGCUCUAGACCGCUACCUCUACAUCGUACACCCCUUUGUCUACAGACGACACGUGAGUCCCCGCUUGAUCAAAGUCUCUAUCACCAUGGAGUGGCUUCUGGCUUCGGUUCACGGAUUUAUCGCCGCUUACCUGCCUGUCAGUGGAGGUGUGGAGACGUGCAAUCCAUUGUUUGCCUUUCAGCUGAAGCUUGUUCAAUUCGUGUUCCCUGCCGUCUUCACUCUCGUCUGCUCUGGAAUAUUCGUCCUUUACGUCCUCAUCGCCAAGACCGCCAAGAUGCACUGGGACAGACGAGUGCACCGCCUGCUUGACAUCCACAACACAAUGCUGAAGUCUAGAAGCUCUGGUUUGAAAACAAUUGCAGAUCGACUGGACGAGGACUGUGGUCAUUUAGUUACCAGAAAUUUGGAUAAAAUCAAGUUAGGCGAAAACGUAGAUGUGACGUCAUCUUCCGGAGUUGCCGAGAAAAGCAAUCCUUUCGUAGCUUCAGUGAACAAUAACAUUAGUGGUAAUAGUGAAGUAAAGCAUGUACUAGACCAGGACGUUAAAGAACAGGAAGUUAAAGAACAGGAAGUGACGACAGCGGAGAAUAGGUUGAAAGAAGGAACGGUUACAAGGGAAAUUUUAUUUUCGGAUGUUAACAUUGAGCAGACGGCUGUAACACUGCAAUCUGACGUCAAGACCGUACGAGAGAGACAUCAACAGGUCAACGAUUUUUCAGUCAGCGUCCGGUCACUACGAUGGCUAAAGCUCACGGCCAUUGUCUCUGGCCUAUUCACCAUAUGCUGGACUCCCAUCAUGGUCGACAUCCUAGUCUCUUGGAUAGACCCGUUACCAAGAAAAGUGACCUAUGUCUUCUCGUUGCUCGGCAUCGCCAACUCCGCCAUCAACUUUUUUGUGUACGCGAUACACACCAAACAAUUCAGACAGGUCAUAGUUCAAAGAUUACUUUGCAGAUAAAGAGGUCACAAUCACUAACCUACCGCACUACUUAUGUCUAAAACCUUUCAUUAAUUAUAAAAUUCGGAAGUUUAUGUGGUCUAAUUGAAAGUAAAAUACAAGUUAGUGGCAAAGUGCGAAAUCCAGGCAUUCUAUAAAGGAAUUUUAUUAAGGCAUUCAAUGAAGGAAUUCUAUGGAAAACUUCUAUGGAAACAUUCUAUGAAAACAUUCUAUGAAGGAAUUCUAGGGAAACAUUCAAUGAAAACAUUCUAUGGAAACAUUCUAUGAAGGAAUUCUAGGGAAACAUUCAAUGAAAACAUUCUAUGGAAACAUUCUAUGAAGGAAUUCUAGGGAAACAUUCAAUGAAAACAUUCUAUGAAAACAUUCUAUGAAGGAAUUCUAGGGAAACAUUCAAUGAAAACAUUCUAUUGAAACAUUCUAUUGAAACAUUCUUUGGAAACAUUCUAUGAAGGAAUUCUAUGAAGGAAUUCUAUGAAAACAAUCUAUGAAAACAUUCUUUGGAAACAUUCUUUGGAAACAUUCUAUGAAGGAAUUCUAUGAAGGAAUUCUAUGAAAACAUUCUAUGGAAACAUUCUUUGGAAACAUUCUUUGGAAACAUUCUAUGAAGGAAUUCUAUGGAGGAAUUCUAUGAAAACAUUCUAUGGAAACAUUCUUUGGAAACAUUCUAUGAAGGAAUUUUAUGAAGGAAUAUAACUUCACCAUUUCCUACUUUCCUAAUAAAAGAUAUCUCCAAAUUUAAAAUACAUUUGUCUGUACCUAAAUUAAAUCCAGUUUUCAUAUUAUCAAAUAAUUCCUCAAAGCAACGAACCGUAUUUUACAAUAGAAAAAAAUCCUUCUUUCCUCCCACUACAAUGAGAAAUGAAAAGAUGCAGAAACAUUUUGCACAUUUAGCGACAAAAUGUAAACUUUAAAAAACUAGGCUCGUAAUGUCCUAGGUGUCAAUCAUUGGAGGGGAAGUAUAAAGUAGCUCAUAGUUUUCUCAGACACAGCGACAUUACUUCAUGAAACGUAGAGUACGGGUGAACACUCUCCACAUUCUCCUCCGAUAGUAGUGAAACAAAGUGUAUCUUUCUGGAACAUCUAUAUGUAUCUUUUAUUUUUA
This is a messenger RNA of Biomphalaria glabrata, 2479 nucleotides long. RefSeq names its product alpha-2Db adrenergic receptor-like. The coding region runs from base 67 to 1377 and encodes 436 amino acids. The transcript is spliced from 4 exons. Gene Ontology annotation, molecular function: trace-amine receptor activity. Gene Ontology annotation, biological process: G protein-coupled receptor signaling pathway. Gene Ontology annotation, cellular component: membrane. NCBI's taxonomy places the organism in Eukaryota, Metazoa, Mollusca, Gastropoda, Planorbidae. The record is from RefSeq and is a predicted model, not a curated record.